Molecule: messenger RNA, 5205 nt
Organism: Homarus americanus (American lobster)
Lineage: Eukaryota; Metazoa; Arthropoda; Malacostraca; Decapoda; Nephropidae
Gene: Uggt
Product: UDP-glucose:glycoprotein glucosyltransferase 1-like
Exons: 28
Coding region: 157-4824 (1555 amino acids)
Cellular component (GO): endoplasmic reticulum
Molecular function (GO): UDP-glucose:glycoprotein glucosyltransferase activity
Source: RefSeq, a predicted model, not a curated record
UUAAUAGUGGCAGUGGUCGUCACCUUAAACGGUUUAAGUCGUAGAUCGUGAGAGUUAUAAACAUGUGUUGUUGCUGAAGUGUUUACCAACUGACAGUAGACGAUGGUUUUACCGCCUCCACACUCUUAAGCUUACUAAACUGCAGAAACUUCAAGGAUGAGAGAGUCUCUACUAUCCCUAUUGUGGGCUUUCUGUACCCUACUGUUAUUGACUGGGGAAGUACGAGGGCAGGCCAAAGUGAAGCCCGUCACCACACACCUUUCAGCAAAAUGGACUCAUACUCCACUGUUGUUGGAGGCUACAGAAUAUAUGAGAGAGGAAAGCACAGCUUCAUUUUGGAGUUUUGCGGAAGCUAUUUCUCAAACAGAUCCAGUACUAUACAGAGAUGGAAGUGAUAAGGAAAUAUUUGCGGAGACACUCUCAGUGGCAGGACAGUUCCUCUCUGCCUCUCAGCUUCGUAUAUUAAAGCUCAGCUUAUCAUUGCGAGCGUAUUCUCCAAAGAUUGAAAUGUUCAGUCAGAUAGCUCGUGACAGAGGUCUUCCAAGUCCUGAGAAUUGUGGAGCAGCAGUGGAUGUUAAUGGUGAGGUGACGUGUGACAUUGAGACAAUGAGACAACUUGUGGAGAAGGGAACUGGAACAAAACCCAUCACAUAUGAAGUUGAUCAUCAUUAUCCCGGUGGAGAAAAUGCCAAGGUUGGGGUGGUGCUGUACUGUGAAUUAGGAUCAGUCGAGUUCCAGCAGUUCCAUCAAAUCCUGAAGGAGCUUGUGAGUGCUGGAAAAAUUGAUUACAUUCUUCGUCACAGAGUUAAAAAUCGGUCGUCCAAGAAAGUUCGAUUGAGUGGGUAUGGAGUAGAGCUGGCGAUCAAGAGUACUGAGUACAAGGCUCAAGAUGACACCAAAGUUCAGGAAGAUGAAGAGAGGCAUGAAGAGGAUGAAGAACAGGAGGUGGAGGUUGAGGGCUUCCUGUUCUCAAAAUUAGAGUCUCUCCACCCUGAAAAAGAGGAGGAAUUGAAUCAACUUAGGAAACAUCUGGAGGAGUCACGCCAUGAAAUGGCUCCAAUGAAAGUUUGGCAAUUGCAACACUUGAGUAUGCAAGCUGCACAGCGCAUCAUGUCAGCUCCCCAAGAUCAACAGCUUGGUCUCUUUGUUCACACUGCACAGAACUUCCCAAUGCUUGCUCGCUCACUUGUUAGGAUAAAAGUAGAUGAGAAGAUGAAGCGUGAGAUCCUGAAGAACCAGAACCAGAUGAGCCAGCAUAUGGAAGUGAACCCCUCAGAUGCUGCACUAUUUAUCAAUGGGAUGCACCUUGACAUGGAUUUCACCAAUAUAUUCACACUACUCGAUCACAUCCGUAGUGAAGAGCGAGUAAUGGGAGGUCUUCAUAAACUUGGUGUGACUGGAGAAUCUUUGAGCACUUUGCUGCAAUUGGACGUCAGUGAAAGUACCCAAGAAUAUGGUAUUGAUAUCCGGGACUCAGCCAUUAUGUGGAUGAAUAAUAUUGAAACUGAUAAAGCCUACCGCAAGUGGCCAUCAACAAUAGGAGAACUACUUAGGCCGACAUACCCUGGCAUGCUGCGCAGUAUCAAGAAAAAUCUCCACAACCUGGUUAUCGUAGCUGAUCCAGUUAAGUCGACCACAGCUGAUUUAAUACGAUUGGUUGAAAGCUUCGUAACACACAGUGCACCCGUUCGUGUUGGUUUAGUUAUGUCUGUGAACCCAGAGGAGUCCUUGAGGGGCUAUGAUGAUGCUGGGUUAGCUAUGCUGUGUGCCUUCAACUAUGUGGCUGAGAACAUGGCUGGUCGGGAAGAUUCAAACUACAAAGCAUUGCAGUUCUUGAUUGAGGUUUAUUCCAGCACUCAGGAGGAUGUAACUGUUACUGAUGUUACUAACAUGUUCAAGAGCAAGUACCCAAGUAUUGACCUUGAUGAUGUGUUUGAUGAAGACUCAGAUUAUGAUGUGGGUCGGAUGCUUGCUCAAGAUUUUGUUGAGAAGGCAGGAAUCACUAACUUACCUCAGGCCCUGAUGAAUGGUGUUCCCUUACCAGAAAAACACCUAAAUGUUGAUGAAUUUGAAGAAGUUGUAUUAAUGGAAGUGAUGAGAGCAACACAGUCAGUACAACGGGCCGUUUAUAAUGGAGAACUAACUAACUCCCAUGAUGUUGUUGAUUGGUUAAUGGCUCUCCCAAACAUUAUGCCAAGGUUGAAUGAGAGGAUCUUAAACACUAAGAGCUCUACAUACAUCGAUCUGACUGAUACCUCUGACAAGCUUCUUAAUGGCAUUUCUGUUGAAGCUUUCUCUACAUUUAAGUCCCCAGAGAUGAGUGCAAUCAUUGCUAACUCUUGUCAUUACAUAACCACCAAAAGUGAACCUGCUGUGCGUCCCUUGACCGUGUGGGUUGUUGGGGAUUUUGAUACCUAUGAAGGAAGAGAUCUGCUGCUUGAAGCUGUGAAAUAUUUGCGCGAGAGUAAUAGUGUUCGCCUGUGUGCCAUUCACAACAGAGAUACAGCUACUGAUACUACAAAAAUAUUUAGUCGAGCAGUAGAGGUAGCACAAGCCACCCUCUCUCCGGCUGUUGCUCGUCAGUUCUUAGCAAAGGUUUUGGCAAAGGAAAAUGCCAGAAAGAUACUAGAUGGAAGUAAGAAGUGGACUGACUAUGAAAUUUCAGGUUUGGACAUGGAAGCAUUCCAGUCUCGUUUAGCAUCAUUAAAAGAAGAUGUUUUUAAAAUUCAUUCUCUUUAUUGUAGAAAGGUGCUGUCAAUAGCUCCACGGAUACGCACAGUGGUUGCUAAUGGCCGAAUGCUUGGUACCCUCAAGAAAGAUGAGAAAUUUGUGCAAGAAGAUUUUGGUUUACUUGAAAAGUAUGUCCAGUCUACCUAUGGAGAGAAAAUUACCGAAGUCCUUGAUGGUCAAGGUGACAUAUUGCCUGGAGAUAUUAGUGACAUGUUGAUGAAGGUCACUGGUGUACUACAAACCAAGCCCCUUUCCAAGGGUCGGACUACUGUACCUCUCCGCUCAGAGCAAUACUCUGUUGUCAAAGUUCCUCCUAAGGAUCCAGAUGUGCCAGCGUUUGAUGUUGUGGUAAUAUGUGACCCAGUGUCCACUGCUGCCCAGAAGAUAGGCCCAAUCAUAAUGGUGCUUCAAGAAGUGAUCAAUGCCAAUAUUCGUAUUGUUCUCAAUUCCAGAGAAAAACACUCAGAAAUGCCACUGACGAGUUUCUACCGUUAUGUAUUGGAGCCUGAGCCACAGUUCUCGGAGGGUGGAGAAUUAACAGCUGGUCCCCAUGCUAGGUUUACUGGUCUUCCUGAAUCGCCAAUCCUCACUUUGAAUUACCACGCUCCAGAGAAUUGGUUGGUGGAGGUGGUCCAAUCUAUAUAUGACCUGGAUAACAUCAAGUUGGAGUCUGUAGAAGGUGGAGUUCACAGUGAGUUUGAGUUGGAACAUCUACUCCUGGAGGGACACUGCUUCGAACAGUCAUCAGGAAAUCCACCACGAGGCUUGCAGUUCACUCUUGGCAACAUACAACAGCCUGUUAUGGUUGAUACAAUUGUGAUGGCCAACUUGGGCUAUUUCCAAUUGAAGGCCAACCCUGGGGCGUGGUUACUCAGGCUGAGACAAGGACGUUCAUCUGAUAUUUAUUCCAUUGCUAGUCACGAGGGGACAGAUACCCCAACUGGCUCGGAAGAUGUGCAGAUUAUCCUGAGUAGCUUCAAAUCCCAUGUAGUCAAGGUGCGUGUUGCUAAGAAACCUGGCAAGCAAAAUGUGCAACUUUUGUCUGAUGAUAAUGAAGAAAGCGGAGGCCUCUGGAAUUCUAUCACAAGCAUGCCUGUUGUGGGGCCCAUAAUUGACGAGUGGCGUGGCCUGUUUGAGGAGUGUUAUUCCCUAGCUAAGUCUCUUUGGCUCAGCACCUUCAGCUCGAGUGGCGGAGUAGAGGAUGAAGAUGAGACGGUGAACAUUUUCUCCGUGGCAUCGGGACAUUUGUAUGAACGAUUCCUGCGCAUCAUGAUGGUCUCGGUGCUGCGGCAUACCAAAACUCCAGUCAAGUUCUGGUUUGUGAAGAAUUUCCUUUCUCCAAUCUUUAAGGAUAUACUUCCUCUGCUGGCAAAGGAAUAUGGAUUUGAAUAUGAGCUCGUCCAGUACAAGUGGCCUAGAUGGCUCCACCAGCAGACUGAGAAGCAGCGCAUUAUCUGGGGGUACAAGAUCCUCUUCCUUGACGUUCUCUUCCCUCUCGAUAUUAAGAAGAUCAUUUUUGUUGAUGCAGAUCAGAUUGUAAGAGCUGAUAUUAAAGACCUUAAUAAUGAAGACCUUGAUGGAGCUCCCUAUGGUUUUGUACCUUUCUGUGAUUCACGCAAGGAAAUUGAUGGAUUCAGAUUUUGGAAGCAAGGUUAUUGGCGCAACCACUUAGCUGGCCGGAAAUACCACAUCUCUGCACUUUUCGUUGUGGAUCUAAAGAAGUUCCGUCGCAUUGCUGCUGGUGACCGACUUAGAGGCCAAUACCAGGGUCUGUCACAGGACCCUAACUCACUCUCCAACUUAGAUCAGGAUCUUCCUAACAACAUGGUGCAUCAGGUGCGGAUAAAGUCCCUACCACAAGACUGGCUCUGGUGUGAGUCUUGGUGCGAUGACGAAUCCAAGAAGACUGCCAAGAUUAUUGACUUGUGCAACAAUCCCAUGACCAAAGAAGCCAAGCUGGAGGCUGCCCAGAGAAUCAUCGAUGAAUGGACUACAUAUGACAAUGAAAUAAAGACUACGAUACAAAAUUUUAAACAGAAUAAAUCAACACAAUCAGAAGAUUCUACUAGUCAUAAACCACACAUAGAACUAUGAUACUUGGAGGUGGCUGCACUAGGUAAUGUUUUGUAAGUAAAGUGUAUAGAUGUGUCCCGUUAAAUAUUUAUAAAAACCCGUUUUGUGUUUUCAAUGAGAUCAUCGUCUUCAUUAUGCUGAUGUAAUUAUUUAAUGAUGUACUGUAAUAAAUUUAUUUGUAUAAUGUUCUGUGUCAGUGCAUAAUUUUAAAUGUAAAGAUUAUCAAAGCUUAUAUGUUUAUGAAGGAGUUAUUUUCAUUGUGUAUACAUUCCUGCUUCCUAUUUAAAAAAUAUUAAAUGCACAUUGGACACCUGAGCACAAUCAUAACAGUUUGAGACCUUUGAAGAAAAAAACAAAUGUCUUUUUUUUACAAAAUAUAGACAAUAAACACUUUGCGAUUCA